AUGAUCACACUUAUUCCGCCUAAGCCGGAAGUAUCUCCAAAGCUGGAAAAGUCGGAAGAUGCCUGUGUGCAAGUUGUACGCCUCUACGAGAAGUAUAUUGAGGGCUCCGCCAUCAAGGACGUUCUCACGCUCUACGAAUCCGCGAUGAAAGUGCCGUUGUUUGCAUCAACGCGGUCAGAACUUGGAUUGAAAGAAGAUGAAACUUCACUGCAAAAGUUUCGCCUAACCUUAUGUGUGAUGUGUGCUAAGCACAUACCCGCCUUGCAGCUAGCAACAGGGGAGGAGAAGGAGCAACUAAAGGCUUCCAUCGAGAAGAGCAAGGAGGCAUGUGGCGUGGUGUACGAGACAACUCAAUGGGCCAAGGAAAUUGAAGGCGGCACACCUUUGGCUUCUCCAACACCGGCAGCGCUUGCGGCGAUCUUCAGCUCAGCUUCUCGCGCUGGGGGAAAACGGGUGCCUCCCAGUACAAUGGCUGGGGGUUUAAGGAACUGGCUGGCUCAGGAAGGAGGGCUGCGUGCUUGGGCCGAAGCAGCACACAAAAAGCUCAAAUCCGACAAAUCUGUUGCGGCCUUGUGUGCUGCUCUCCGUUACGCUGAGUACAUGCGGCAAAUCACCAAGCCUGGAAUAGCAUUUGACCGGAUGCUGUCCCACUGGAAUCUUACGUUCCCUUUAAAUAGUCUUUCGCUCGUGAACGCGCUGCGCUCUGCAUCUAAUCCGAAGCAGAAACUAACGCAGGAACUCUGCGUGGUGACACCUCCAGGACAAGAGGUUCAACAACUGCCGAGGCGGUUCGAUGCGGCCCAGUGGGCGGCCCUGAUGCUGCAGACGGGCCAGGAGAGCGCAGCAUCGGCAGCUGGUAUGUGA
Messenger RNA from Eimeria mitis, 864 nucleotides. RefSeq lists its product as uncharacterized. Bases 1 to 864 code for a protein of 287 amino acids. Lineage: Eukaryota; Apicomplexa; Conoidasida; Eucoccidiorida; Eimeriidae. The transcript has 6 exons. The record is from RefSeq and is a predicted model, not a curated record.